GAGAGAGAGUUUGCAGUAUCUUCAUUCUGACACAUACACUUGACGUUGUAACAUUACAUGCAUCACGUCUUACUUACAAGUGUCGUGUGUUAACAAUACCAGCCUUCCCUCUCUCCCAAAUCAUUCACCACUUCUUUUCCUUGAGGUGUGGAGUAAGGUAGUCGCGCUGGAUUCCUCAAAGGAAAAUUUCUUCUCAGUUUUCAAGCGUAGGAUGUGGAUUACGGGGAAGGUUGACCAGACCUCGCAUAAAGAACAGAUAUUCACCGAUUUGUACAAUGAGUGUCGAAAUAUUGCCCCCGGGGCUAGACUGUCCUACAUGCUGCGGACCAGGCUAGAGAGGUUCCAGAGAGAGGAUAGAAAAGAAAUAGUGACCAGAACUAGAGAUGGUUGUGCGCCUCUCUUUGUUGCAUGCAAGAGAGGCAAUGUUGAAGUAGUGGAUUAUCUUAUAACUACGUGUAGUGCAGAUGCUGAGCAGCGGGGACUUUAUGAAGUGCCAGAUGAUAGAUCCAUUCAUAAUGUAACACCUCUUUGGUGUGCUUCUGUUGCUGGCCGUUUGCCUGUUGUUAAAUGUUUAGUGCAACAUGGUGCUGAUGUUAACAGUGUAUCAGAUACUGGGUCAACCCCAGUCCGCAGCGCCUGCUUCAUGACACAUCAUGAUAUUGUCACUUACCUGGUGGAAAAUGGUGCAAAUAUUUCUAAACCCAAUUAUAAUGGUGGUACAUGUUUGAUUAAUUCUGUCCAGAGUGUCAAGUUGUGUGAAUACCUGCUUAAACAUGAUGCUGAUGUCAAUGCACAAGAUAUUCAGAACAAAACAGCCUUACACUAUGCCAUUCAAGAACAUCGUUUUGAGACCACAAAGUUACUGCUGGACCAUGGAGCAAAUCCACACCUGACCAGUAGAUACCAUGAUGAUGCACUUCAGACUGCUUGCAUCAAGGGUGCCUGUCAGAUCUUUGAGUAUUUAAUCAAUGUUGUUUCUUAUAACCCAGGCCGGAUAGCAAAUGGGUAUGAGCUACUUGGUACGACUUUUUUGGAUGAACAUCAUGAUAUCCAGGCUGCUCUACAGUACUGGAGAAAAGCCACAUGUAUUCGUCAGGCAUCUGGGGCUUUGAAAGAAAUAUUGCCUGCAAGACGCAAUUACCAGUAUUCUUUAGAAUUCAAAACUUCAGAAGAGCUAGAAGUUAUUGCUAUCGAUUUGAAUGGCAUGCGAACACAAAGUUUAUUAAUUUGUGAACGUAUAUUGGGAACAACCCAUAAGGACAUGAUAUUUAGAUUAAUGUAUCGAGGGGCAGCAUAUGCAGAUUCUCUUCAAUAUCAAAAUUGUAUUGACCUGUGGCUAUAUGCCCUGGAGCUUAGAAUUCAGAGAGAUACAAUACUUUUUAAUGAAACCUGUUUCACAGCCCAAGCAUUAGUUCGAUUAUAUUUAGACAUGAUUGACAAACACGGAGCAGGAGUGAUGCAGAAUACAGUCAGUUUUGAUGAUGCAUACUGUACCCUAGAGCUGCUUGCAGACCAGCUUCCGAAGUGCAUGGCUCUUCUCCGAAUUCAACCUGUUCAUAAAAAACACCAAAGCAACUUUGAUCAUAUGUUGAAAGUUUUAACACACAUGCUUUUUGUGGUGCUUCAUAUCCCAAGAACAGAUGAUCAACAAGAUAAAGUGACAUCUCUUGUAAAUGGCAUUCUUCGCUUGGACCCUAGAACGUGUCAGGGAGGUCAUUCUCUCCUUCAUCUUGCAGCUAUGAAAACGAAUGUGUUAAAUAAUCACUCAUUAUUAGAAGAUGAACAUAUGACCCCAUUCCCCUCUGCUGGGGUCGUAUCCUUCCUACUGGCAUGUGGUGCUCCAGUAAAUGCAACAAAUGACAAAGGCUCAUCUCCAUUAUUCAUGGCAUCACAGGAUAUUCUCUUCAAGGAGGAGAUUGUGGAGGUGUUGCUGAAGGCCGGGGGACAUGUGGACCAAGUAACAGCAUUUGGAGAGAGGCCUAGCAAGAAUCUCAGGCUUAAUCCUAAGUGUCAGAUCAGCAUUCUAAACUACACAUCUCUCAAAUGUUUGGCAGCAAGAGUUAUUCAAGAGCAUAAAAUUCCCUACAUUGGAGAAGUUCCCACCCACCUCGAGUCAUUCAUCAAGAUGCAUUAAAGGUACACAGUGGUAAACACUAUAUUCAAAACAU
Molecule: messenger RNA, 2168 nt
Organism: Cherax quadricarinatus
Lineage: Eukaryota; Metazoa; Arthropoda; Malacostraca; Decapoda; Parastacidae
Gene: m-cup
Product: ankyrin repeat protein mann-cup
Molecular function (GO): protein binding
Source: RefSeq, a predicted model, not a curated record